CUAGCCCAGUUCUGCUGCUCCUGCUCUUCAUCACUGGCCUGGGCCUGGGCCUGGGGCAGGAGCUGCGUGGCAGCACGUCCCUUCUCUCCUUGCCUUCAUCAGAGCCAAGAACCACGCAGAAUCCUUCCUGGCCUGUAUGAACUUCACCUCGCCACCGAUAGCCCUGCCACCACGGGGGCAGAGGUGAACAUCACGGCGAGCCUGGUGGCCAGCGACAACGGCAGCCUGGUCCUGCCCACCGACCCGCACUCCUACCGCUUCCACUGGGUCCACAGCCCGCUGAUGCUCAAGGGGAAGACGGAGGAGGCGUUCAGAUCCACCAUCCGCGCCGUGGGCAACGUGCCUGGGGACUUCCCCAUCGCCGUGUGGGUCACCAGCGCCGACUGCCAGAUGUGCCAGCCGGUGGCGAGGAGCCGCCUCGUCCUCUCCAUCACAGGUGGGGACCUUUCCUGCUUGCUAAUUGGCCUUCAGACUCUGGGUGCAGGGAAACAUCGGCCUGGCUGCCCCCCUCUGACCAUGUGCUGGCGCAUCAAGUCCGAGUGCCUCCCGCUGGAGGAACACGAGUGUCGCCCAGUGUCCGUGGCCAGCACAGUUUACAACGUGACCACCAUCAUCAUGGACCCUGGGGACUACUGCUUCAGCAUCCGGGCCGAGAAUGUCAUCAGCAGGACACAUCAGUACCACAGGGUCCAGGUGUGGCCCUCCAGAAUGCAGCCAGCUGUCUUUGCUUUCCCCUGUGCCACAAUUAUCACCAUGAUGCUGGCCUUUAUCAUGUACAUGACCCUGAGGAAUACUACUCAGCAGAAGGACAUGGUGGAGGUGGCUGAUUUUGACUUUUCCCCCAUGUCUGACAAGAACCCAGAGCCACCCACUGAGGCCAAGUGCUGCCAGAUGUGCUGCGUGCCCUUCCUGCUGGAGUCCCCGUCUGAGUACCUGGAGGUCGUCCGUGAGAACCACGGGCUGCUGCCACCCCUCUAUAAGUCUGUCAAAACUUACACGGUGUGAGCACUCCCCACCCAGCCUCCGCUUUAACUAACUGCCAACUCCACGCUUUCGGCAGGUGGUGCAUGCCACCCAGCAGGAGGGGUUCAUGUGUGCGGAGCCAUCUGCCCUGGCCAGCCAUCCAUCUGUACAGUCCAGCUGCUGCCACAAGCCCCCUCAGUCACCAUCCCUCAGCCAUCUGUCCAUCUGUCCAACCCAGCCACCGCUGUAAGCCCCUCUCAAGUCAGCCCCACCCCUCACCUUUGAAGAGGCUGGGUACCUCCUCUCUCCAGGUGUGCUUGGCUGUCCCUACCUGAUCCUCCCAUGUUGGCAUGUCUGCUGGCCACGUGUGGUUUGAGCUUUCCUCCCCCAGGCACCCCUGUCUGGGUCAGAGACCUAGGAGGAAGGUCACAAACGAUUAGGGAUACGUCACAAAAGGUCAUGCUUAAAGACAAGCACAUGCGUGCACGCACAUACACACACACACACACACACACACACGCACACACACACACACAGGUCACACAGAUAUCUCGGAUGAUCUUCGUAUUCAGUCGGUUGCUGGGAUGUACCCUGAAUUAGAACCAAGAUGAAAUCUGACCUCCUCUUGCCCCAGUAGCUCCUGGGCCUGGUCCGUCCCUUUGUGAACGGUUUCUGCAGCUACCUGGUCCCAUUCUAAGGACGCCUGUCCCCUGCCUGCUUACCGGGGGCUGGGAAGGGGCAGGGCUAAUACUGGGUGAGUGGGAAGUGCUUCAGAAAAGCACUUUCUUCUACUGAGACUCUGUUAACAUCCAUUGAGGAAAAGGCCUUGAAACAAAAGAGAAGACGAGCGGGUGGGGACUUGGGAUCCCUGGGAGGGGAAGGUGGUGUUGCGGCCCAGAUGCCCCCAGAGGGGCCUUGAGAAGGAAGAGGCAGGACUGGACACCAAGCCCUGGCCUCUCCCCUGCAGCCCGGUGGCUGGGGCCAGCAGAGAAGAGGGAGGGAGCAGGUUAUGGGUGCAGAGGAGAGUCACGAGGCCCCAGCCCACCGUGCCAGGGGUGCCAGGAGCAACCUGGGCCUGUUUGGUGGGGGGAGGGCAGGGCGUGGGGGCCGGGCUCUGUUGCUGUAAUUGUUUGCUCUCAGACUUUGCACAGAAAACACAGUCGUGCAGCUCAUCCUCAUGAAACACUGCCAUUGUUGCUGAAUAAAGCUCGCGUGCUCUGAGUAUAA
Myotis lucifugus (little brown bat) is the source of this 2190-nucleotide messenger RNA. It is a transcript of the gene TMEM130, whose product is annotated as transmembrane protein 130. The annotation marks the transcript as partial. The transcript has 6 exons. The record is from RefSeq and is a predicted model, not a curated record. NCBI's taxonomy places the organism in Eukaryota, Metazoa, Chordata, Mammalia, Chiroptera, Vespertilionidae.